UUCCCCUGCCGUCGCUAGAAUCCGCGCCCGGAAGUGUCCGGCCGGACAGUGCUGUAGAUGGAGAAAAGUUCCGGGGAAUGUUUAGUUCCGGGGGCGCUUCUGCAUGAGCCGCGGCUGCCGCCGCCGCCGCCUCCUCGGCUGCAACAAUGAUCCCGAUCCCGGUGGUGGUGUGCGUACUGGGGGGCUGGUGCGCCAUCUACCUGGCGGAUACGCUGCUUAAGUCUGUAUUAGGUAUUUGGAGACAAACAUGACUGUUUUGAAACGUGUUAGAAGAUUGUCUGAAUAAAGGAAAACAAGGUCCUGAAUAUGGUGAGACACACCAAAAGUCACCAGAAAGUCAUCCAGCUCUUUGAAAGCAUCUUAUGAAGACUGGCUGCUGACAUAUGGCUUGAGUGUCUCUCCUUUUCACAUGCGAUGGCAAACUGCUCUCUUCAACCGCCAGUUCUACAAUUGGGGGCGAUGGAAACCCAGAUUUCUUUAUCUAUGGUUCAGCAUAGGAAUGGUGUUUGGUAUAGCUGCCAUGUUUGGAUCUGUUAUUCUUCUUGGAAAAACACUGAUGCAAACACUGACACAGAUGCUAACUGAGGCCCCAAAAGCCCAGAAUGACCGUAUGCUGCAAGUUGUGGUGCCUGGUGUAAAUUUGCCUGUCAGCCAGCUGACCUAUUUCUUCUCUGCAAUCCUCAUCAGUGGUGUGAUACAUGAAGUCGGCCAUGGGGUGGCAGCUAUUCGAGAACAAGUACGAUUUAAUGGAUUUGGGAUUUUUAUCUUCAUUGUCUAUCCUGGAGCAUUUGUUGACCUCUUCACAACUCACUUGCAAGUUAUAUCUCCAGUCCAGCAAUUAAGGAUAUUUUGUGCAGGAGUGUGGCAUAACUUCGUUCUUGGUGUUGCAAGUCUUACGGUUUUGUUUCUGCUACCAGCUAUUCUUUUCCCUUUCUAUUACACGGGUGUUGGGGCACUUAUCACAGAAGUCACGGAGGAUUCUCCUGCCAAUGGACCAAGAGGUCUUUUCGUGGGAGAUCUUGUCACUAGCCUACAAGACUGUCCAGUUUAUAGUGUGGAAGACUGGAAUUCCUGUCUGGGAGACCUUUCACAGAAGUCACAGAUUGGCUACUGUAUAAAUGCAGCAACCCUACAGCAGUUGAGUUUUCCAGCUAGAGUCUACAGAAGACUCGAUGGCACAGUUGAAUGUUGUAGUAACAACAGCCUCACAGACAUUUGCUUUUCAUACAGUAAUAACUUGGACAGCCACUUGUAUGCCUGUCUGCCAGCACGAAAAGUUAUUGAGGCCAGCCAAGUUUGUCGAACGAACAUGGACUGCCAGAAGGACUUUGUUCCGAGCUUGUGUGUGACUCCUUCUUUAGAAAACCAAACAAGGCUAAUCAGGGUAAAACAUCCACCUCAUAUUGACAUGUUAUUUGUAGGACACCCCAUGCAUCUCCAGUACACAGUAAGUCUCAGCAGUUUUGUACCACGACAUAACUUUCUGAGCAUUGAUCUGCCUGUGGUGAUAGAGACAUUUUGCAAGUACCUAAUUUCACUGUCAGGAGCAUUGGCAGUUAUCAAUGCUGUACCCUGCUUUGCUUUGGAUGGUCAGUGGAUAUUAAAUUCUUUCCUGGAAGCCACUCUGAGCUCACUGAUUGUAGAAAAGCAAAACAGAGAGCUUGUUGGCUUUUUAAUUUUACUGGCUGGCAGUGCACUUUUGGCUGCCAAUGUUGCACUAGGACUUUGGAUGGUGACAGCACGGUAGAACAUUGGAUAUGCUUCCAUCAGUUAUCAAAGUACACAAAAAUAAUGGAUCUAUUGCCUUUCAAAACUUGGUCAGUACUGAGAUUGAAAUAAUUCCCUUAGAAUGACACUGGAAGAACAAUCACUCCUGGCUGCUGUUUUAACUUAAGUCUGUACAAUGUUGUACCUGUGAUCAUGGAAAAACUGAAAGAAACAAGUAAGAACCUUUUUAUGUACUCUUUUAAAGCGCUGUACUAAUUUUGGAGAAGUUGCAUUGUAACACUUCACAGGAAAAAAGCCUAAAGCUUUGUUAAUCUAGAUUCCAAAAUAAGGGAAUUAUUUGGCCUCAAACACUUGUAAAGUGGGAGGAGAAAACAGUUUUCUUUUAAAGUUUGAAUAAUUGUCAAAUAGUCAUUGUGGGAUCUGACCAUUUUUCAAUCAGCAUAGUCUUGAGUGUCUUGUUUUGUUUUUUUAACCUAGUGAUCUACCAAACAGGACUCUAAGAAACCUUAAAGUCUGAGCUCAUCUUAAAAUGGUGAAAAGCUGAGUAAAUGAUAACCAUGUCUUAAUGAGGAGAGAGACACCAUAUGGGUUAGUAUCUUUCCAGCUGGCCAAUAUGCCUGGAAGGACGUUGUUCUCAGGAUAUAGAUGAGAAGUGCCAAUGUCUGUUGAGAAUGCGGUAUGUGGAGGAUAACAAAGCCCACGUCUGUGUUUCUUAAACAUUCAGUGGUGUAUUACUAUACACAGCUGAAGAUUUUUAAAGGCAAUAUUUUUCAGCAAUAGCUAGAAAAUAAACUGAAAUUAUAGUUUCUGAGUGCUGAAGUAUGCUGUGCAAAAUUAUUCCUAAGUGAUAAUGUUUGUAUUUUUUUAUUCAGAAGAUAAUACUGUUUACAGUUAAUGGUGAAACCUGUUGGUGUUUUUCGUGCCCAUCCUCUGCUGCUAUGCAUGCAAUACAGUUUAUGUACAGUAACUCACUGACAUCGGUCUUUCAAAGAGUUGUUUUCCUUUGCUAGAAUUCAUUCUAAUUGAAGAUGUUUAGUUGAAGGUGCUCUUGUAUCAGAACUGUUUAGAAAAAGAAUUUGAAUGUGAAAUGAACUAUUUUAACAUUUGGCUUUUGCUUUCUAAAAUGAAUAUGGACCAUAUCCUUGUUAAAUGAACAAUGAACUCAAGUACAAUCAGUAUUUUGCUGACUGAAGUAUGCCUGACAUACUCUGAAACCCUUUUAAGUAUGUAAUAUUUUGUACCUCAGUAGGGUUAUAUACUGACUGUCAUGUACUCCUGUGACAUAUUGCCUAGUUUAUAUAAAUCAAAUUCAUUCAGAUGUUUGUCUUAAUGCAGGAUGAUAUUCUCAAUCCAAAAAAAAAAAAAAAGCUGCAAUUUGGGAGCCUAAAUAUUUGAAUUAGGGAAAUUUUGAAAAAUAUUUAGCAAUUUCCAUCUCGUACAGUGCUUCCAAUCGGAGCUGUUUCAGUUCAGAGUUCUUUUGAAGAAAUGGCAUUUUCAUUCAGGAACUUAAGUGGAAGCUGGAAGCUGAGAUUGUGAAGAGUGGCCUGCAAAGAGCAAUGAAGCACUCAUGUGAAGCACUCAUGAUCAGCUAAUAUAGAUUCUCUUGGAGCUAGGGGUAAAAGCCUGUGUAAUUUUACCAGCAGGGUUGAGCCCUGUUCCUGGUGCUACUGCAUGGACUCGCAACUCUGAUGUUUGCAUAUGCCCAUUGAUUUUUGCACAGUAGCCUUCACACUUACGAUGACUGUAAAAUGUUAACUUGGUUUAGGAAGUGUUUUCUCUUAAGAUGAUAUAAGCAGGAAUGAGAGAACAUGUUUGUUUAUUUGUUGUUUUAUUAGUUUAUUUAUCUCUCCAGUGCUGUCACAGGCUUGGCCUCCUGAAGUUCACUGAUGUGGGGUAGCAGCCCCUUGCCUCUGAUUUUCAGUCAUGUCAGCCUGGGCAUGUUGGCACAGAUCCUCGUAAGAGAGAGUAAGUUAUCCAGUCAGUCUAGCAUGAGUCAGUCCCUUUGGGAACUGUUAAAAGUUGCAAAAAACAAGAAAGGAAAAAUAAACUACCGAAAACUGCCAGAAGGCUUCUCUUUCUUCAGGAGGCAUCUGGCAAGUCUAAUUCAUCACUCGUACAGUGAACUUAACAGAAAUUUCAGAGUAACGGCUCUCGUGUGCCAUUCUUCUAUCUCUCUGUGGACAAAAGUGACGUGAGCAGCAUGGCUCUUUCAUGAGGCCUAGCUCUGAAGCUGUGCUCUGGAAGUCUAUUCACUCACCUAAGUGGCUGCUCACUAAUCUAAACUCAUCCUUUCCAGGGCAUUGUGCCACUUUCCUCCGUCUCCAUAUCUUGUCCAGGCUACACUGCACAGAAUGAACUUGCAUUUAGGAGGUUUAAUGCAAUUUAGUAAGACAGCAUAUUCAGUUUUCGAAAAGGCUGCAGUCCUCUUUUUUUUUAUCUAAAGAAACCACAAAUGCAUCUGGUAGUUUCACAAAUAUUUUGUGAAAAACAUUUAAAGUUUGAUACAUUAUAUAUUCAGGUUGGCUCCAGCAGCAUGGGGCAAUCUGUUUAGCAUAACAUUCCCUCUGGAGAUGUAAGCAAGAUAUUUGAAAAACAAAAUUCCUUUGGAAUAACAUACACAAGUUCUAUCCGUUAUAAUAAGGCUGAUAGGUUGUUCCUGGUUAUUUAAUGUUCUACCAAAACUUGAUGUUUUACCAAAGCAAAAUAAAUCCAAUUUAUUUAUGUAAUCAAUUAAGACCAAACUUGUACUAAGCAGAAUGUCAAUGUCUGUUUGACAUUAUAAUGAAAUUGAGGCUGGAGAAAAUGGUGGUGAUGGUUUUAGCCAAACACACUAGUAUACUGUAAAGACCCUAGUUAACUUCCAUGGGGCAGAUAGUACUAUAAGUGUUUAAAAAUAAUUCAUGGGUCCGUUCCUACAUGUGCUGGUUUUCUACUGAAUAAGGUUAGAUUUAGGUAUGUACAGGUACUCUGAACUGAAGCUUUAAGCAAACUGCGAUCACUCAAUGCUCUUUGUUUAAAAGGAGACUCAGCAUGUAUCUUAGAUUACCUAUGGAUGAAGGUAAUUCUUAACCUGGACCACUUUCUGAAGAAAAAGCUUUUCAGUGGAUCAGCUCUAUUCUUCUGUGAUCCUAACCUAUGGAUCACAUGCUGAUAAGCAAGUGCCAUUUUUCACUAUAUAUAGCUAUUAGGAGGUUUUUUCUUUUUUUUGUUUGUUUGCUUGCUUGCUUAUCUGUUUAGCAACAGAGAACACAGAAGGCCAUAGAAUAUUUUCUGUAUGUUGGAUUUUUACUCUGGAAUAUUUGCAAUGUUCGUCCUAUUUUAAUUAUUGUAAAAAUUAAAGAAAUCUUUCUUUAAAAUGAAACCUUUUCACUUUUCAUUCUAAUUAGCCCUUAGAAUAUAAUGUAUUCUUUAAUAGAGAUUCCAUCAAUAUAAUUACAGGGCACAUUGACUGGAGUGUAAAAUAGAACGCUCUUAGAGUUUAUGUGAAUACUACUAUCUUUAUAUAUUCUAUGCAUUUUAAACAAAUUAAAUCAGAUGGAAAAAGUAAUGUCUAACAUUGGGAAGUGGUGUAUGUAGCUUUUACUUGAAAAUUGUCAGAAGAUUUCCAUACUUGUAAACGAUCAUUAUUCUGAUUCAUUUUUUUAACAAGAGGUUCACUUUUUUUUCUAUCAGCAAAUACUUCUGUAGCAUAUUAUGAUAAUGUAUUGCAUGAAAUGAAGAAUGAUAAAUUCUUAGGAUAUAGGAUCUUACAUGCUCUUUUCUAACUUAGGUGGUUAAAACUGGCUUGCUUCCUUAUAAGUUGAAUAAAAAAGACUUCACUAGGGAAAGUAUGAAUGAGCCUUGUAGAUUAGUUAUUCCAAAUUUAUAAGCCUGAGUAGAAAUUGUGUUAACUCAUCCUUUUUAAUUAGAAUGAAACAACCGAUUGUAUUGGCAAUUAUAUUUUUCAGUGAUGAUCCUGUGUGUGCAUGUGUGUGUGCGUGCAUGUGUAUGUAUGUUUGUGGGUGUACACACACACACACACACACGCAUACAUAUAUGCACACAGAGCCUGUGUUGCUGCUUAUCUAGAGAAAAGUUAGAGCAGUCCUCCAUACUCUGGAAUGUAGGGUUUUGCCGGGGGGUUGUUUUUGUUUUUUUUCUUACAUAUAAAUUCUAUGGCUUUCUGGCUUUCUCUGGAAUUUUAAAAUUGCAGCUUUGUUCCAUAAGUGAUCUGUAGAGAUCUUUUUAAUAGAAGAGAACUGAUGGACGUAAUAUAACUACAGCUGCAUGAGUUUUGUUCAGCUAAUGAUGAACAUAUCCUACUGUCUGUGAGACCUCUAGUGUAAGGAUGCUAAACACAGAUUUUUAGGGUGAUUAAAAGAGGUUGACUGUAGAAUCUCUCACUCUCUAAAUCCUGAUGUUUGUGCUAUUCUGAAUGAUAAUUGAGAUGAGUGAGACUGAGGAGAAUAUGCUGAAGGAAAUAAUGCUUUCAGCACAGACCUUCCCAUGGCAGCGUGUUUCAGCUUUGACUGCUUUGUUAAAGGAUAUAUUUUUGUUCUGUUUAAACAGCCAACAAUCGAAGUAUCACAAUAGAUUCCUAUAUAUCUUAACAGGAUGACAAAGGGUGCCUUGUAAUGAAAAAAUACUAUUUAAUAAAAUCUGUAUGUCUUCUAUCUGAAAGAUCUGAAUUUGUAUCUGGAUGUCAUCUAUGACAGUUAAAGAAGGGAUAUAAAGGAUUAUGUAGCCUAGUCCGUUUUUAGAAGUUGUGAUUAUAACUAUAGAAAUUAAUAGUUAUUUGUAAAAUAUGCAUUCUACACACUGAUAUUCAGACCAGUUCCCACAACCAGUCUUUUCUUGGCUUUAUGCUGGUGACCUUGUGACUAAGGAAGUUGAAUCUAACUCAGGUUGGAUCUAAUAUAAGCAGUUAUUUUAUAGCCUUUUUAUUCUGGACAGCAUGUGACACUAUAUAUAGUUUUGUUACUUAAUAUGGCUGAGUUAUUUGUGGUACGUAUCCUGUAUUAAUGAAGCAUUUGAGAAGCAUUAUAUUAGGCACUGUCAGAAAACAGCAACUCUGUGACUCUUUCUUAUGCCUUGGACACAUCCACUACCAUCGCGUGAAGAACCUUCACACUGCUGACCCAAUGUGAAAGGACAGGAACAAAGAGCAGGAUAUGACACUGCAGUUCCAUUCAUUCCAUUUACAUCGGCAUGAAAUGUGAAAAGAACUUGUAACUAACAUUUCAGAGCAUGCAGAUAUGUUUUCCUACACUACUAAAUCAUUCAGUGAUUGGUGCUCAAACUUUUUUUACUUUGCUGUUCCAUUGAUAUAUAUAUGUACUGAACAAAUGGUUUGGGUAGUCAUAACUUGUUUAAUAAAAUGAACUUGGAUAUUUCCCACCUCUAGCUGCUCACUCUUGGGUUUGUUUGUGCAGCAUCAUACUGUAAUUGACCUUCGCUUAAUAUUAGUUUGAAUGUUUAGAAGCUAUUAACAAGCCAUCACCAGAGAAAUGUAAUUUCUUCCUUCCUGAGUGGUCUUAAUAUUUGUAAUUCCUCUUUUCUUAUAUAACUUUGUUUUUAGAUAUCAGAUGCUCAGAUGAUCUUAUAUUUAAUGGAAUUUGUAUUGUUUUGAAAUUCAGUGUUUUUUCCUCUACAUAGCCCCCCCCCCCUUUUUUUUUUAUGUUUACACUGACUCACAGCUGUGGAAUGUUAGAAUUCUAGACUCUUUGUUCCCACUAUGCAUUGUUCGUGAUCACGUUAGAGAAAAAAAAAAAACCUUCAUUUUGAAAAUGUCAGCUAACAAAUAUAUGGAGCACUUUGAAUAAUGUAUUGUGUUUUUGUCAUGCUUUUUUUCUCUCACUAUUUAAUCAGCCAAACAAUAAGUAUUGUUUUCUAUGUAUGAUAAGUGUAUCCUGCAAAUAAAUUCAUUGUCUGAUUGUUAA
Dromaius novaehollandiae (emu) is the source of this 7646-nucleotide messenger RNA. RefSeq names its product membrane bound transcription factor peptidase, site 2 (gene MBTPS2). The record is from RefSeq and is a predicted model, not a curated record. NCBI's taxonomy places the organism in Eukaryota, Metazoa, Chordata, Aves, Casuariiformes, Dromaiidae. The transcript is spliced from 12 exons. Gene Ontology annotation, biological process: membrane protein intracellular domain proteolysis; regulation of response to endoplasmic reticulum stress. Gene Ontology annotation, molecular function: metalloendopeptidase activity; protein binding. Gene Ontology annotation, cellular component: cytoplasm; membrane. The coding region runs from base 410 to 1747 and encodes 445 amino acids.